CGAGCGCGUGCCGCCGGUCGAGCGUAGGUUAAGAUUCCAAGAUAUCGGUGCGUAGGGUGCGAUAUCUUUGCCUCGACGAGGCCAAUUGUACACGUGGCGCGUUGGCGCCAAUCUUUUCAAAUCGGCCAGAAUCUAAUUACACUUUGCGCAGCAGCUCGUGGCUUGGUCACAAAAAACGGAUGCGCGGAGAGAGCGGACGGUAGACCCGGGCGCGAACAUGGCACACCUCUCUCGGCUCCCACCCGCUCGGGAGGCCGAAGCAGCCUUGAAGAUUUGCCCCGAGACGCGGGGGGUUUCGAAGGCGCUUCUGCUGACGUCAACAACACCACCGUUUUGCAACUUGGCCCGGAAGAAGCUCGGCGAAGGAGGCUUUGCUGAGGUGUUGUUGGGCUUUCGGCGGCUUGCAACGCGGCGGCGCGGAUCGGACGCGACCUCCCGGACGCUCGGGGUCCAAGACCUCGCGAGCUUCCACCGUCCUCUGCAUGAGUUACCCUCUUCUACCCCCCGAAAAAUUCAUCGGGAACGCAGUCGACCGGAACACCGAUGCCACAGCCCCUGCCCGACCGCCAGAACCUCGCGUCGCGCCAGCUGCCCCGCGAGCUUACUCGGACAAAGCAAAAACUUCUACAAGUACUUUGAAGAGGUUGCGAUCAAGGUCACGCAGCGAGCGAUCACCGGCGAAGAAAAGCCGCUCUCGCCCACAAGGAAUGCACCCAUAGAAGCUGAGCGCGGUUCGACACGGAUCGCAGGCGACGCACGAGCCGCACCAGCGCAAGAACAAAGCGCGGCCCCCGCGGGUGCCGUAAUCGAAAAUGUUGUCGCCUCGGCCGCCGGAGUGCCAUCGGCACGAGCAAGUUGCGAGGACGGGUGCUUCGGAGUGGUUCUGCAAAUCCUUUCCGCACUGCAAACCGAAAAUCGCCACAACAAGACAGCCGGGGCAGCCGCAGAAAGGCCCGGAGCGCGAAAUUUGCAACCUAGUCGUAGCCCCGGCAUUUCCCAAGCCGUAGACGCGCGCGCCCAGCAAAGCGAGCGGCUAGAACAGAGGAACCUGGAGAUCCUUAUGCAAGCGACAGCAAAGAAAUAGAGAUCGGGGCGUUGGAGCAAGGAACUCGAACUACUUGCACUGCUUCGCGUACAUAUCUGCAUGGGAAGGUCUGAAUGGACUUUGCAGCCACAGUGUAAUCCUCACAGCCAGUCUCCCUAGCUGCUUGCAAAUAAGCUGCCAUAUCGCGACUAUGUUCUGCAAAAAAAGCGAAAGAUGCGCAUUAAGGCUAGAAUCAGUUUCUUUGUCCAACGACUCAGACGGGUUUUGUCCUCCCCCGGGAUACGGUUGCGCAAGAUCCAGCAACGGCCGCAUCCCAACGUCGUGACGUUUUACGGAAGCUUCGAUCACCGCUCACAGCGCUACCUCGCGCUGGGUUUGCUGAAGUUUGACCUGAGUGUCUUCUUCGACGGGAUCCUGCAGCGGUGCAAGGUGCGAGACUUGGAUAGACUUUUCUUCCAGAGCCAACUGCACGGCAGCGAAAAUUCUGGCAAGCCCGGCGUUGCUGGAAGUAGUGGUGACUUCAGGAUGGUUGCGAAAGCAGACGAAACGCGGCAGAAGAGAGGACUGAAAAGAAAGCAAUCAGAGUCCAGUCUUGUGACCAACAACGGCCCAGGGGAAAGCAUCGUGCGCGAACUGUUCAACCAGCUUGUCCGGGGAGUGCAUCACCUCCACGACGCGUUGAAGGUUGUAUCCUGGGAGAUGAGGACGCUCGUGACUAUGAAUGCUUCAUCAGAUGAAAAUAACGCUUGUCUACUUUCGAUCAUGCAAAGACAGACGCAAGAACUUAUGUCGCUGAAAACGUUUGUCGUGAUUAUGUUGUUGCUGUUGGAGAACUCAUGCAGAAUUUCUGUCCAAAAUGAUAAGUACUUUUGACAGGAAAUAUGCGACGGAGAUACAUAGGUGGUCACGAGUGUACUAGUCUCGUUCUUGAUAGUGCGCGCAUCUGGAUCUGAAGCUCGAGAACCUGAUGCUUGCGGAGGUGCCACAGGUUUACUGGGAAAAGAAUCGUAUGAUUGAGGAGCUCAUCCGGUUUUCGAAGGAACAACAAACCGAAUUUUCUGAGCCACCCCGAUCGACGAGUGCCAGCCAUACGACGGCGAGUAAAAGCAAUAUCGCUACUACUUGUACCGCGGAAACGAGUUACAAGCUGAACAACAACUCCGAAUUCGUACCGAGCGCGGCGACGUGCGCGCAGCAACACGAGCACGACUGGAAGAUAUUCUCGCACGCCCGGUCGGCGAAACCACCCUUCUUGCUGAAGAUCAUCGACUUUGGCAUCAGCUUAUGCUUGGCAGAGGUAGAAGUUGUAUCGCAAGUCCAAAGGAUUUUUCCCAUACAAAAACACGGACUUCAAAAUGCAUGACAAUCAACAUGGUGAAAAAUAAUUGGAAUUUACUGUGCUCUACAAAGGCUGAGCGCUAAAACUCGUAAUCGAUGCAGAACCAAAACUGCGAUGUACUUUUGCGUAGCAUACAGCUUGCCCUUCGGCGAUGAGGCAGUGGUGCGGUCGGACCGCAUUCCGCUCGGGACCCGCGAGUAUCGACCGCCGGAGCUGCACUGGAAGAAGGUGCGGGAGCAGACAAAGAUCGACGUCCGGAAAGUGGACUGGUUCGCGUGCGGAGUGGUGUUGUUCAAGAUGAAGUUUCUGGGGAGCAACGGCGGCUUUUCGACCAAGCACCGUUUUCGGGAAAUCGUGGUCGAUCACCGAGAAAACAGCCGAAUCUUGGUCCACUCCCAGACCGCGAAUGGGGAGACCAUCGGCCUGGAGGAGUUUCUGGACACGCACAACUGUGUAUGGCAUGUGCACUUAACAUGCUUUUGCGCCCCUCGCAUUCAAGUUGCAGAAAAGAGCUGCUGUACUUACGCAUGGAAGCGUGUAGCGGAUGGCGAUGCAAGCAUGCACAGAAGCAGUGCUGUAGAAAUCUCAACCUACGGGAGCAGGUAUUAAGAUGGUUUAUGUGUUGUGAAGAUCCCCCCGAUCCCGGCAGGAUUAAUUUGCAGCACCGCAACUGCAUCAACGGAGCGCCGUCUUUAUGCGACAAAUUUGGGAAGGGGAGCAUGAUUUAAUUGCAUACUGCGGCAGCGAUUUCGCCCGGCUGAUUUCCGGAUUGCUCGACCGCGAUUGGCAAAAGCGUUUCGGGUUCCGGGACCUCGCCUGCGACCCGUGGCUGCACGCGUUGUAGCGGGUGCGCCACUUGUUCUUCGCGGACUUGUUCUAGUUGCACCUGCCCGGUAGUAACUACACAGGCGUGCUGGUGCGCUGCUCCGUACUUCGCGGGCUCUGGUUUUGCGUAUUGACGAAUUUUUGAAGGAAGAACGAAUUGCUGUGGCCUCUCUAUGUGCUGUAGCUGUCAUAUCAAUGAAGUAGUACCACCAACAUCUUCAACAUCGUGUAAAAUAUUUUUUGUGCACCAGGCGCACGACACGUCAGGUCAACACACUGUU
This is a messenger RNA of Amoebophrya sp. A120, 3490 nucleotides long. NCBI's taxonomy places the organism in Eukaryota, Dinophyceae, Syndiniales, Amoebophryaceae. The record is from the annotation of a GenBank genome assembly.